AUGUUUGAGCCUGUGAUAUUCAGCACGCUCAUGGUCUACGGCGACGAGUUGGACGACUUUGCCAACUGCGUGGUCGGCGAGCCUGGUUCACCAAAACACGCUCGCCUCAACUACUUGAUGCACUUGCACUUCCACUGCCGGCUCCUGCCAUACCGCAUCGACGAGUUCAACAAGGAAGAACCCAGCAAUACCGUCCGGAUCGACAACCUCCGGUUCGAGGACCAAAUUAUGGGGCUGUUUGCGGUACUGGCAAAAUGGGACGGACCUGGAGAGAAUGCGAAGCUGCUUUUGGAGUUGAGUGCUGCCAGCUCGGGUGACACCUUUCAUAAGGUUUCAAAUUUUCGCUUGAACGAAUACUACCGCUAUGGAAGAGGAGAAGAGACUCAUCAUCGACCCAACUGCGACAUUCCAUUACUGCCACACAGUGGAGUGCCACAGGACGUCUCUGACAGUGUCGAUGAUCCUCUGCCCACCCGCCGCAUGGCAGGCAUCUCCAAGGAUGGGUUCGGUCGACUUGGGCGGGAGUGGCAGUGGCACGCCUUUCAUACAAAAGAUACGCCCUCGAUCCCCAUUGUGCGUGGCCUCACAGUCAGCCUCCGGUUUCACCGUGUCAUCAGCCACACGUUCUUGACGGCCAUGAUUCUCACGAAGCUGCCGAACCUCAAAGACAUUCGCAUCGAGCAGUGGAGAUGCCUCGAUUUGAAAGGGACCAUGGCCGGUAUCAGCCUGGAGGACUCGCCGAUGAUCAAGUCACUCCGGUCGCUUCGCAUUUACUACGAGCCGACCAUAUUGCGAGGACGGCCCGAGGACGACAUACUCACCGCUGAACAGGAGGUGCUCCGGGACAACCAUUUUCUAGACAAAUUUGUGCGGGCAACGCGGCAUCUCAAAGUCUUGGCCCUGACAAGACCCGUCACCGCGACGGAAAUGUUCUUGAUGGCAAAAUAUCAAUGCCCCAAGCAAUGCUGGGCGGAUCUCUACAAGGGGCCGUAUUUCUACCCAUCCCUAAUCAAGGUUGCCUUGUGGGAGCCGGGCCUCUCCGAGGAGCACAAAGACACCACCGUCGCCUUGAUGGCGGCUGGGCGCAUGGCAGUACAGAUGCCCCGGCUGCGGAUCAUGGAAUUGUGGAACAUGGAGGAACCAUACAUCUUCCGCUACGAAGCGACGCCCUGCACAUCCACCAUCACCAUGCUGGCGCCCUACAAUCCGAGACCGGCCAUCACCACAGCGUGCUUUGAUUUAUGGGAAGCCGCAGCAAAUAACCACUACCGAUCAAGAACGAGGAAACUGGAAAUCAAUGCUUGCGAGGUCGAUUCGCAAUUGGAUGCUGGCAACCGAGCGUGUGUGGUAUCCUUUUUGCGGCGCCUGAAGCUCUGCAACGAGAUCAUCGAUCCCAGGUCUCUCUGUCAGCUCGAAGUCCUCGAACGAAACGCAUUCAAUAUGCACGGGCUCGGCGAUCCUUUGGAACAGGCGGGGGAGGAUGACCAAGAGUCGAUGGAGACUAAUGAAGAACUGAGCGAUACAGCUGCCAACAUAGAAGGUGCUGCCGACUUGGCGGUGUCCGACGAUGCGGAUUCAUCGUAG
Messenger RNA from Sporothrix brasiliensis 5110, 1584 nucleotides. RefSeq lists its product as uncharacterized. NCBI's taxonomy places the organism in Eukaryota, Fungi, Ascomycota, Sordariomycetes, Ophiostomatales, Ophiostomataceae. The coding region runs from base 1 to 1584 and encodes 527 amino acids. The record is from RefSeq and is a predicted model, not a curated record. The transcript has 2 exons.